Messenger RNA from Aspergillus calidoustus, 7435 nucleotides. The record is from the annotation of a GenBank genome assembly. NCBI's taxonomy places the organism in Eukaryota, Fungi, Ascomycota, Eurotiomycetes, Eurotiales, Aspergillaceae.
CGGAAUUACGAGGUUUGAUUGAAACUUGAAUGCGAUUGUGGGCUGUGGGAGGCGGAAUUAUUAUCCAGGGUGGGCACUGUCUAUUUGAGUUUGACGAGCGGGUGGGUGACUGGGCCGAGGGAGACGGCGGAAAUGAGUGUCUCAAACUCUCAUCCAUGAUAGCAGGACAUGGACGGCAAAGAAAAGCGGGAAUCGGGAAUUGAGGGAAUCUGGCAGGCUGGAGCUUGGAGGCCGUUCGUCCCUCGUGUUCGGCUGGGCCGCAACCAAGUCUUGCUGCAGGCAUUCACUGCAUUCGGGGGGAUCGCUCCAGUGUGUGCGAGAAAAACCCGUGGAAUUGACUCUUUGCUUCUUAUAGGGAUCUACAUCACAGGCACAGGUACAUAAGACCCAUCACAUGCAUGUAAAAGAAUUUGUCACGUUCUAUGUAUAGAGACCAAAUAGGUAUAUAUAUGUUUAUUUGCCCUGGCCUCCGCAUCGUAACCAUUGCCCCAUUGCAGAACCAUUGCACAUCAUCAUCCCGAUCUGAGAGAGGGUCAAGCGAUCAAGAGGAGUUCGAGUUAUCCGCACACGAAAAUGCCGAUCCUAUAAUGUGUCAGUCACCCUCACGCACUCCAAUCACAGAUGCGCCACGGUGAGAAGCUUUCGGAUGAUACAUACCAAUUAACCCCGUAGCAUACGCAUCGAUAAUCUGCUUGACGACACCAUACGUCGCACCAACCAGGAAGAAGAUGCCCAGAAGAACAAGGCCGAUAUGCAAUCCAUACACAACCUUCUGAACGAGUGAACCCUUCCGAUAAUGUCCGUGGUCAUACAGCCAGAGCAACCCGGGGAGACUCAUGGCCAGCGGGGCGAAACACACCGAGCCGACGAGGGCAAUCAGGUAGUUGAAGAUCGGGAUUGAUUCCGCGAGGAUAAAGGCCAGUGCGCCGAGGAUCGUCGUGCAGGAGAGCCAGGUGCCCCAGUGGAUCACGCUGUUGGAUUGCAGGUGCGCUGUUUUGCCGAGGAUGCGGACGAAGACGUAUUUUGCGCCGACCUGUGCGUUGCCAUGGGGUUAAAGGGCUGGAGGAUAUUGGGGGAAGGGUUGCGGUGGUGCGAUGCUUACAUGCAGGUAGAGAGUACCACUAACGAUCAGGCCGAUCAGGGCGACGCCAUACGAGACCAUCUUGAUUGUUUGUCCGGCGCUCUACAUCUCAGUCAGCCAACUCCUACACCCACGAAAAUCCGAAUCAAGACUCACCCCGAGCGACGGACUAGCAACCCACAUGCCACACCAUCGAUAAACAACGAGCCCAAAAGCCAGGUACGACGCAGUCACAAGUGUCAUACAAUAGUACAGUGGCUUUUUAUACUCCUUCGGAUUGCGCAUCUCCGAGAUGACAGGCAGAAACGCACUGGUGCCCGCCGACGAGACGAAAAUCGUGCUCGACGCGACCAUGCCGCCCGCGAACCCAGGGUUGUUGAUCGCGACGUAGCCCAGGUCGUAGGGGCCCUCUUGCGGCGCGGCUGCUGGUCUGUCGCGCUGCGUCACGCCGACGACGACGAUGAAGACGGCGAUGUAGAUUGAUAAGAAGCCCACGUAGGACAGCCAGCCGACGUGCUCGAGUUUGCGGAUUGAGGCGGUGGCGAUUAUGACCACUGUCGCGAGGAACGACCACCAGACUGUACACGCCGCAUGGUGCGAGAGCGCAUUGAGCGCGGUCGAUACACCGACGAUGCCACUGCCCGUAACAAGAACAUAGCCGAUAAUAAACAGUAGACCGGUCACUUCCUUGCCAACAAUCCCCAGUGCCACCUCAGCCAUAUCCGCAAUGGAGUGGCAGUGCGGGUGCUUGAGGCGGAAGUUACCCAGGAUCACAAAGCAGUACGUGUUGAAGGCGCCCCAGGCGACGAUGCUGAUGGAGCCGCCGACAGCGCCGAGGGCGUACAGGGCCGAGGGGAGCGAGAGAACACCGGUCGCGAAGAGGAUCUUGGUAAAGAUGACGGUUGCGUUGAACCAGCCGACCUUGCGGAAGUCGACGCCGGUGCUCGUCUUCUUGAAGACCUCGCCAUCUUCUUCUGAGGAGAAUCGCUCUUCGCGCGGACUUGGGCGCGACGAGUCGUAGGCCUCGUGGGCUUGUGUCUGGUCUUUCUCCGCCAUUGCAAGAGCGGCACGCGAUGCGAUAGAUGCGAAGAGGGCAGAAGAAAAAAUGGUGGCACGAGGCAAAAGCAAAAGAGAGCAGGGAUGUGAAAGUUAGAUGCAAGGGGACUAAAGGGCAUGAGGGGUCUGGAAGGCUGGAAGGCUCGCCUGCCACUGCUUGGCUCGCCGCUCCUUCAUCCUGUCCCACUUGACGCGAGAUUAUCGAAGCAAGCGAAGUAGUUUCGAAUUCCAAUUCAAAAAGUACGGAACAGCAAGAGAAGGUCUCAGCCACUGGUGGGCACUAACGCAGCUACUAAACAUGGGGAUGCAGCGCACUAGACAAGGGGUGCUCGCUGUCCCUGCCGUUUCCAGGAAUCGACCGGAAAAACAAAGGAAAACUGGGUCUGAAGUUGAUGGUUCGUGUUGCACUGUUGCAUGCGUGCUCUUCGCGAGAUGGCGAUAACUUCCAAUAAUGAAUCCAAUCAGAGAGUUCAUUCCUUGAUCGACUCUCUUGGUACACCGAUGUAGUAUUACACGUGGAAAAGCCCGUGGCUUACAGGGAAGCAAUGAACAGGGAUAUCAGUGCAGAUUAUUGCCAAUGCAGACGACACGUUUCGAAUAAGAAUGUCCUGCGAAAGAACCCUGCAGGGUCAUCGAGUCAUGGCUAACGCUCAUCACGGCAGCGAAGUCAGUGCGAGCGACUCGUUCAGUGAGCACAAUGCAACACUGAAGUGAAGCUGUCUGGAACUCGGAUGCACCGGUGUCCCCGUCUUAUCGCCAACACACGCACCACGCCCCACCAACUAUCGCGAUUGGGCAAUGCGAUCCCAUCCGUCGUUCUCCCAGGAAUGCCACACAACACCGACAAAGCCACCUACCGCCUCGGCGCAGACGUCGGCGGCACAUUCACAGACGUCUACGCCCUCUCCCCAACAGGUCUCAUCGCACGCGCAAAAGUGCCCACCACAAUUGAAGACCAAAGCAUCGGAAUCCAAAACGGCAUCCAGCGCGUCCAGCAAACCCUGAAAGAGCAGAACACCGACUUCGACGGUAAAUUCCAAUUCAUCCACCACGGCACAACCGUCGCGACGAAUGCCGUCCUCGAGGGCAAGGGCGCGCGCACGGGGUUGAUCGUUACGGCGGGACAUAAGGAUAUUCUUGCGGUUCGCCGGUCGCAGAUUCCUGGGGGUUUGGGGGCGUGGUUGCAUUAUACCCCUCCGGACCCGAUUGUCCCGCUCGAGCGGGUUAUUCAGUGCACGGAGCGCAUGUCUGUUGAGGGCAAGACGGUUGUUCCUGUUGACGUUGAUGCGCUUCGCGCGGAACUGACGAAGCUUUGGGGGAGCGAGACGGAGCGGCCAGAAGCCGUAGCGAUUUCGCUGCUGAAUUCGCACGCGAACAGCGAGCAUGAAGACACCGUCGCCGACCUCGUCCGCGAGGUCCUGGGAGCCAAAAUCACGAUCAUCCGCUCAAGCGACGUCCUCCGCGAAGUCGGCGAGUACGAACGCACCGUGACGACAUGCACGAACGCGCUUGUGAAGCCCGUCGUCCAGACAUACCUCAGUAACCUAGCAACCCUCCUCGCAGGUGAUGGCGAUGUUAUUCGCAUCCUCAAGUCCGACGGUGGGCUCACGAGCCUGGAUCUCGCUGGAGAGCUACCCGUCAACAUCCUCAUGUCCGGACCCGCCGGCGGCGUCCAGGGGGUUGCAGACGUCGUGACCCGGAACACCCCAUACAAGAAUCUCAUCACCUUUGACAUGGGCGGGACGUCCACGGACGUCGCGCUGAUCUACCAGGGGAAACCGCAGCUCCGGCGCGAGACGGUCGUCGGCGAAUUAACCGUCCGCUCCCCGGCUGUGGACAUUCGAACCGUUGGAGCCGGCGGUGGUUCCAUUGCAAAGUAUAUGGACAUCUCAGAAACACUCCGCGUCGGACCCGAAAGCGCAGGCGCGACACCGGGCCCGGCAGCGUACAACAAGGGCGGGACCGAAGCGACGGUCACAGACGCGAAUCUCGUGCUGGGAUACCUACCAGAUACCCUCCUCGGCGGCGAAUUCACACUCAACGCGCAGGCUGCAUGGACGGCUGUCGAGGGGAUCGCGAAGCAGAUGGAUCUCCCCGUGACGCAGUCUGCCGAGGACGUGAUUAAUCUGGUGAAUGAGACCAUGUACGGUGCUCUACGCCUCGUCUCGGUUGAGCAGGGGUAUGAUCCCAAAGACUUUGCGCUUGUUGCGUUUGGGGGCGCCGGUCCUCUGCAUGCGAAUGCCGUGGGAAAACUUCUGGGCGCGUGGCCGGUCAUUGUGCCCCCUUCUCCGGGGACUCUGUGUGCCCUGGGUGAUGCGACUACGCGGCUGAGCCACUCGCAAUCGUCGUCGUUUAUCAGCCAGUUGUCAGCAACAACCUCAGAAGAGGUAAAGCGGCGCUUCGAGGACCUGGAGAAAUCAUGCAGAGAGACCAUGCACGCCUCCAACGCGAAGCAGGAAAUCCAGCUGGAUAUUACCUACCACAUCGACCUGCGGUACCGCGGGCAGGCCCUGAAUCUGACCGUUGAUCUGGAAGAAGCCGAUCUCUCGCUGGGAGACGAAGAGUGGAGGAAGGUUCUACAGAACAAAUUCGACCAGCUCCAUGACCAGCAGUUCAAGUACUGUCUUCCGAAUUUCGAGUUGGAGCUUAUGCGUCUCGAGGUCGUUGCUGUCGAUGCCCGGCCGCCCAUUGAGUUUCCUCGGCUCCGCAAGGCUGCGUCGCCCGAGCCACCGGCAGCAGCCCUGGUCUCGAAGAAGAAGAUUGUCGUACAAGGCCACGAAGUCGAGGCCGCCCUCUGGGAUCGCGAGCAAGUCAGCCAGCAAGGCGUCCGUCUUGACGGCCCCUGCAUCAUCACCGAAACAGACAGCAACACUCUGAUCCUCCCGGGAUACUACGGCGAGAUCGACUCGAUCGGAAACAUCCUGAUCCGACCCGUCGACGAGACGACAAGGGAAGAAUCAAACCACCAGACCCCCGAGGCUGCGCUACAGACGGUGCAAUCAACCCCAUUGAUCCCGACCCUCGUCGCCUCGGCACUCGCCUCGAUCCGCGGCGAGAUGGACACCCUCAUGCUGCGGUGCAGUAUGUCCCCCGCGAUCCGCGAACAGCAGGAUGAGUUCAACGUCAUCACCACAGCCGAGGGCAAAAUGCUCGUCGGGCAAUUCGGCAGUUUUAUCACGCAGUUCCUGCGCGCGUGGAAGGGGACCAUUGAAGAGGGCGAUAUGUUCAUUACGAAUGACACGUACAUGAUCGAGGGCGCCGUGACACAUCUCAACGACGUGAUUGUUCUUCUUCCGAUCUUCCACGAGGGCAGACUCCUCGGGUGGGCGUCGCAGUUUGGACACUUGACGGAUGUCGGCGGAAUCGUUCCGGGCAGUAUGUCCAUCAACGCGACAUCUGUCUUUGACGAUGGGGUCCAGAUCCCUUGCAUCAAGCUGUAUUCCAAGGGGACGAUGAACUCGGACAUCGUCGACCUUUUGUGCCGCAACUCCCGGCAACCAGACUGGUACCGUUCUGACCUGAUGGCCAUCAUCACCGCGUGUCGCACGGCCGCAAGUCGCGUCUGCGAGCUGGCCACACGCUUCGGAUCCGAGAUCUACCUCGCCGCAUGCAACGAACUCCUCCUCCGGAACCGCACCGCCAUGGCCAAAAUCAUCGACGCAGACUUUGACCCGCAGCCCACCACAUUCACCGACUUCGUCGACGACGACGGGCACGGCGUCGGGCCCUACGCGCUAACCUGCACGACCACGAAACUCGAGGGCGGCCGCCUCCUCUUCGACUGGAGCGGAACCUCCCCGCAGAGCUCCCACAGCAUAAACUUCUACCUAUCCGAAACAAUGUUCAAGAUGUUCAUUGGCUACUACAUGAUCGCAGCCGCCGCCCCGGGGACAGUCAUAAACGACGGGUUCCACGACCUCAUCGACGUGUAUAUCCCGGAAGGGAGUAUAUUGAAGCCGAUCCGGCCCGCGCCCAUCUCGUGCCGGACACACAUGCUCGGACGCACCAUGGACGUCAUGCAAGCGCUCAUCGCGAAGAAGAACCCCGUGUACGCGGCUGCCGCCGGAUUCUCCGACUCCCCGCACUUCUUCUACUCCGGAUACAAGCCCGACGGUGAGUGGUACCAGCUGUACCAGAUCGGCUUCGGCGGGGUUCCCGCGCGGCAGGCGGGCGAUGGGCUGGACUGCCACUGCCUCUUCCCCGCCAUCAAAUCCAUCCCCACAGAGAUCAUCGAGCUGAACUACCCGCUCCGCAUCGAAGCGAACGAGAGUGUCCCCGAUAGCGGGGGUCCGGGCUUCUUCCGCGGCGGGAACGCGCAGCGCACGCACUACCGGUUCCUCUCGAGGGGCGAGUUCAGUCUGCACGAUGACCGGUGGUUCACGAAGCCGUGGGGAAUCCGCGGGGGGAAGCCCGGUUCGCGGUCGCGCAAGGUGCUGUAUCGGUACUCGAAGUCGGAGAGUGAUCCGCCGGUUGAGGUUCUGGCCUCGAAGUGCGAUCAUGUUCGUGUGGAUCCGGGGGAUCUGCUCGAGUGGGUGACUUGGGGGGGCGGUGGACUGGGAGACCCGCUGACGCGACCGGCGGAGAAGGUCGCGCUGGAUGUGCGGAGGAAACUGGUGACGGUCGAGGGUGCGCGUGAGAACUAUGGUGUGGUCGUAGAUCCUGAAGCCCUGACCCUCAAUGAGGGUGAGACGGAGGCUCUACGGAAGGAGCUGGCCCAAGCCCGCGAUGCAGCGGGCGGAGUCAAGGAAGGAUACGACCGUGGCGGAACUAUCGAGGAAUUGAGACAGUCUUGCCUCAAGGAGACGGGCCUGGCGCCUCCGAGCCCGCAGUGGGAGGUCGACCUUUAUGGGCCGCAUGUGCGGAUCCCAUAUGUUCAGGAGUGGUACAGGAAGAUGAAGGAGGUUGGCGGGUGGACUGGACUUUGAACUGAUGAGUCGUUGAUAGUGGUUCUCAUACAGCCUCUAUGCAUCCACCCGUUCUUGACGAGAUAGUUGUGGUGGGCAUGGAGGGUUGUAAAUAUCGUGCUGUUUAAAUACGUACUCGAGUACCUAAGAAGGGCUAGGAUGCAGAUCACACUAGGUGCAUCUGACAGAAUCUUGAUUAGAACCUCUAAAUCCCAAGCACAUUACCAGCCAAGCGGCGCCGCGUGAAGUGGCAUAUAGCCUGGCGCCGGUAUUCGAGAAGAUGCCUCUAAAUAGAAUGUUCACGACGACGAGUAAAAAGGAUCAAUAAAUUGGUAGGAAAGAUGUAAGAUGAAAGCACUGGGCAUAGUUACUUCCCUUCGGAAUUCCCUAAGCC